AUGGAUGCAACGCAAUAUGUGUUCCUUUCCCUAAGCCUCCACAGCCUACAACCACUAGAGCAGCUCCCACUACAAGAGCUCCCACUACAAGAGCUCCCCUACAACUGCUCCCCACCACAACUGCUCCCACCACAACUGCUCCCACUACACUUGCCCCCACCACAGCUGCGCCUGACUACAGCUGCUCCCACUACAGCUGCUCCCACUACAUCUGCGCCGACUACAGCUGCUCCCACUACACAUGCUCCCACCACACCUGCCCCUACUUCACCUGUCCCAACUACAGCUGCUCCCACUACACCUGCUCCCACUACAGUAGCUCUGACUACAGAUCCUCCAACCACACCUGCCCCCACUACACCUGUCCCCACUACAGCUGCACCUACUACAGCUGCUCCCACUACACCUGCUCCCACUACACCUGCUCCCACUACAGUAGCUCCGACUACAGAUCCUCCCACAACACUUCCUCCCACCACACCUGCCCCCACUACACCUGUCCCUACUACAGCUGCACCUACUACAGCUGCUCCCACUACAGCUGCUCCUACUACACCUGCUCCCACCACACCUCCUACUCCAGGUAAGCCACCAGCUAUAUAUAAAAUUAUUUUUUAA
Messenger RNA from Acanthosepion pharaonis, 618 nucleotides. The record is from the annotation of a GenBank genome assembly. Lineage: Eukaryota; Metazoa; Mollusca; Cephalopoda; Sepiida; Sepiidae.